AUGAGUGAAACUACGGUUGUCACUUUUAUUUCGACUUUGUCGGGAAUUAUUGUGAUUGGAUGUUUGGUGACUGUUGGUAUGAUGGUUAAUGAUAUCAACAAAUUCUAUGAUGAAAAAAUCGAGGAAUUGAAUGAUUUCAAGGGAUUGGAACAACAUGCUUGGAAUUCAAUGAUUCCAACAACUCGUCCAGCAACUUCAUUUAUGUUUGAAGGAAGAGCCAAACGUCAGGCACCACAAUGUAACUGCGGAGCCCAAUCGAGAGGAUGCCCAGCUGGACCUCCAGGACCACCAGGUCCACCGGGACAACGAGGAGAUAACGGAUUGCCAGGAACUCCAGGACAACCAGGAUCAGGUUUCCGUCCAAAUCCAGUCACCGGCCGACCAGCUUAUUGCCAAACUUGUCCAGCCGGAAGACCGGGAAAUCCAGGACCACCAGGUCCACCAGGAGGUUCGGGACCAAACGGACAACCAGGAUCACCAGCUUAUGGAGGAGGUCAAGGACCACCAGGAGCUCCAGGAGCACCAGGAGAUGCUGGACAACCAGGAAGCCCAGGACAACCAGGAGGCCCGGGACAAGCUGGAAAAUCCGGACAAAGAUCGCGAGGAUUGCCAGGGCCAGCUGGAAGACCAGGACCACCAGGCCCAUCUGGGCCACCAGGACAACCAGGAAAUGGAGGAGGCAGAGGACAACCAGGAAGUCAAGGCCCACCGGGAGCAUCUGGAAGACCAGGAGGACCAGGACAACCAGGAACACCUGGACAACCCGGAAAUCCAGGAUCACCAGGAAGCGAUUCGGGAUAUUGUCCAUGUCCAGCUCGUUCAAACGCUAUGCGUGUUGUUCAACGCAGUCGUGCAGUUGCUCGCAAUCGUGCCGUUUACCGUCGUCGUGUCCAAAAAAUUGUCGCCGCAUAA
Messenger RNA from Caenorhabditis angaria, 912 nucleotides. The record is from the annotation of a GenBank genome assembly. Lineage: Eukaryota; Metazoa; Nematoda; Chromadorea; Rhabditida; Rhabditidae.